Molecule: messenger RNA, 1919 nt
Organism: Maylandia zebra (zebra mbuna)
Lineage: Eukaryota; Metazoa; Chordata; Actinopteri; Cichliformes; Cichlidae
Gene: hhex
Product: hematopoietically expressed homeobox
Biological process (GO): regulation of transcription by RNA polymerase II; cell differentiation
Molecular function (GO): RNA polymerase II cis-regulatory region sequence-specific DNA binding; DNA-binding transcription factor activity, RNA polymerase II-specific
Source: RefSeq, a predicted model, not a curated record
GAUUUUGCAUGCAAGUUUUGAUUGAGGUGCUUUGGGUAAAUGCAAACAGUUUUGAGCUGAGUAGGAGUGUGACUUUUACUCAAACAUUAUGGGCGGUGUACACUCUUAGGAGUGUGACCGUGAGGAGGCUGAAGUGUGAGCGGGCCCGUACUUGCAUUUUCAGACCCAGCUACUCUCAGCGCCGGCUCUGUUCCAUUACAUUCGUCUGUUUUCUGAUUACCUGUUUGCGUCGCGUCGAUUCUUCUGAAACACAAUUAUCUCCCCUCUCCUGUCAUCCGACCACUGUGGAGUUCGUUAAGAACUGCGUGCAAGCCAAUCAGAAACGGCCGCCGGCCACCUGCAGGAAGUUGGCCGUCCACUUAUCUCCUCCCUCCUUCGGCUGCAGACAGAUAACAGCAGCAACAGUUGAACAGAGUGGCAGCUCCGCAGCAACCUGAUGGACACUAAAACAGUGUAACGGUCUCCCGAGCAGCUCGGAAACAGGCUCUGGUCGUUGUGUUUCGGGACUGGCUGAGCAGAGGUUAGCGCGGCUCAUAAAAAGUUGCUGUGAUAGAAAGAGGAAGGCUGCGGGACUAAAGACGCGAAGCUCUCCCCUAGUUUGGAUCCAGUGCGCAGCAGCGGUGAUCGGCAUCAUGAGCGUCCCGCUUUACUCACCGACCCCAAUUCAGCCGGCACACCCGACCCCCUUCUACAUCGAGGACAUUCUGGGGAGGACCUCCACCACCACCUCCACAUCUCCGUCCUAUUCUUCAUCGCCAACGUCUUCAUCUUCCUGCUCCACUCCGGUCAUCCCCACGCCGACUCUCCCGUCUCCCAACUCGUCCUUCAAAAGUUUGAUCUCGCCGUACAGAACCCCGAUUUAUGAACCCACGCCGAUCCACCCCGCGCUGUCCCACCACGCUGCGCUGACGGCGACGUACGCCUCGGCGGGGGCUUUCACCGGCUCCUUUUACCCGUUUCACCAGCAACACCACCGCUCCAUGGGGGAGUACGCACAGGCGCUGCUCAGGCACGACCCUCUCGGGAAGCCUCUGCUGUGGACGCCGUUCAUCCAGCGGCCCUUACAUAAGAGAAAAGGCGGCCAGGUGCGCUUCUCCAACGACCAGACCAUCGAGCUGGAGAAGAAGUUUGAGACGCAGAAGUACCUGUCACCUCCGGAGAGGAAACGCCUGGCCAAGAUGCUGCAGCUCAGCGAGAGACAGGUUAAAACCUGGUUCCAAAAUCGACGUGCGAAGUGGCGAAGACUAAAGCAGGAGAAUCCUAAGAGGGAGGUGGAGGAUAACAGUUCCAGAGGUAAGAAAGGAGAUGAGAUGAUAGAGGCUGCCGGAAUCCAGAACCAGGAGCAGAGGCAGCCAGGCUCGGCCCCCGAGUUGGCGCAAGCGGGACACUGUGUGUCCCGACAGCAGGCCCACACAGAGCUGGACUCUGACGUGUCAGACGACACAGACCAAGAACUGGACAUAGAGGACGACGAGGACUUCACACUAAACCCCCAGUUCUGAAACACAGGCUCCAUAAAGAUCUGCCUCAGACACUGAAGCUCUCAUGCGUCGCUGUAACUCCUUCCUCCUCCUCCUCCUCCUCCUCCAGCCUGGUGACUUGCAGAUUGAUAGACUGGUUCCGGAUGUAAUACUAAGACAAGUCAGCCCCUCAAACCCGAGUGCCUUUCAUCAGAACUGUCUUCUUUGUUGAACCUGUGUACAUAUGCGUAAUUUUGUGUGUGUGUGUGUGUGUGUGUGUGUGUGUGUGUGUGUGUGUGUGUGUGUGUGUGAGAGAGAGAGAUGUUCUUCAGAUGAAUAGUAUGCCUGUAGAUCAGUUUCUCUGUACUGUAGCAUAUACGUGUUUUUAUAGCGUGUUUUUUAGUUCUUUUUGUUUUGUUUUGCGUGUGUGUGUGUCGGCGUGUGUUUUUUAUGUGACAU